Messenger RNA from Oppiella nova, 3235 nucleotides. The record is from the annotation of a GenBank genome assembly. Lineage: Eukaryota; Metazoa; Arthropoda; Arachnida; Sarcoptiformes; Oppiidae.
CACAUAUCGAGUGAAUCACUGAUUGAAUGAGUUUUGCGUCAAAACGAGUCAAUUGGCACUCAUUUAGACAUCGAUUGACUCAUUGGUGGCCACUAUGGCGGACAACUGAUCCCAUACUCCAUACGACUCACACCUCUUGCAUGUGAUGGACAAUCCAUUCGACCAUUUGGUCAAAGAGAGUGAUCCCAAAGUUGCGUUCAAUGAGAAGCAGCUGAAGAUGAAUGAGCUGUUGGUCUCCAUAUUCCGCAUAUCCGUCAACACAUCCAACAGAUCCGCUGCUGUGGACAGAGUGGACACCAAUGGCCCCAAAGUGAGUCUCAAAUGCGUGUCUCUGGAGGACGAGUCGAUGGGUCCGCGAGUGUUGUCUUUCGACAAUUUGGAUCAACUGUUGUGCGAACGGCUGAUGGUCUCGAAUAUCAACGAAUGUCUAAUCGAUUAUCCGUUUGACAAGCAUUUGGUGACCGAGUAUUCCUCCAAAGACUGCGAACAACGAGUUUUGCAUUACUUGUAUGAAUGCUAUCAGAAGAUCGAGACAAUGGAUUCGCCGCUCAUUAGUACUCAACAGAGGAUCCAAUUGAGAGAUACUGUGAUAAACCAGUCGUCACUCAUUGUCUGUCACCCGGAGUUCGACCCCAACCACAGCCCUAACGCCAAAGUGUCGGAACUGCUGGAACUGUUGGAGGACUUCGACGACUACUACGACCACAAAACACAUUUGCAGUCAUUUAUAGGGCGAGUCUUCGACAGAAUUGAAGCCAAGAAUGCGUCCAAAGACGAGGACACGACUCCCACUAUGGCUCUGAAGCCAACAUACGAUGCAUUGUGUGAACGGUUAACACGAAUGUCAUUAAUUGAUCCCAUUUUGAGCCGAACUCUAAAUGUGUUGAAUUAUCUCGUAUUGAAUGCAAACGCAUCGAAAGCAUUGAUCCAAUUGUGUUCACCACCGAACCAAAUGGUGAUUAUGACAAAUGUCUAUCAAAACACUUUGUUUGGAUUACUGCUCAGCAUAUCAUGUCUUCCGCGGUCACUGAACCGCGACUUUGAGUUUUUCCUCAAUCCAUCCAAUUAUUCACAACAGGAGAACGAAAUGACUGAAAAGAAUUUGGGUUUUCAGCUCAAUCUCCUCACCAAUCGGUUCCAUUCCAUCCUAUUAUCACUUCUCAAACAACGCGAGACUCGCACUCAGACUCUCGAGUGGAUCGAGAAGUGCUUGGAUUCGUUCAAAGACAGGGCCCGCAUGUGGACCAAUGAGAUGAUUAUGAUGUCGGGCAGGGCUCAGAACUCUUCGGAUGGCUUUAUGCUUAACUUGUCGUCAGUUUUGCUCAAACUCUGCAAACCCUUCUGCGGCCCUCCCGUCACUAAUAAGCUGCUGAAAGUUGACGCCCGAUAUUGUCGUCUCAAACGGUCCGGACAUAAGCCAUACCUGGAGGCCAUCGCCAGUGAGCCCUUCCUCACGCCUUCAGACGCCGAUCAGAUAAAUGGUGACAAUUUUGAGGCCAGUUUUAUGACUCAAUGUUUUGUAGCCACACAUAAGUCGCUGCACUUAGGCUUUCGUGUGGUUCACGAGAGGUUCUUGAAGUUAGUCCGCGAUCUGAAUCAAAUGCAAAACAUUUACCACGAAAUGGCUGCCCAGACGUCCGAUCCCGAAGCCAUUCAGACCUUAAGAACACGAAUGGAUAAGAGUGUCACUCAAUUCCUGGCGCUAAAGACAAUGUUAGCUGAGAAUGAGUUUCUGGAGACGACUCUUAACUUUCACAUAUCGACAGCCAUUUGGUUAAACAAUUUAGCCCUCAAUCCCAAUGAAACGGAGGCCUCGAAAGCAUUCAAACCCCUUUCACUACCACUUCCUCGUGAUCUUGAUUCUCAAUGUCUUAAAUCUGUUCCCGAAUUCAUAUUAGAAAAUGUGUCCGAUUUUGUGGCAUUUGUUAAACACUUUGGCGGCAAAAACACUCUUUCGCCGAACAUUGAUUUGAAACCAUUGAUGACAAUGAUUAUCAUAUUCAUGGGAUCUCCAGACAGACUCAAGAAUCCGCACUUAAGAGCAAAAUUGGCUGAAAUGUUGGAAUCACUGAUGCCUUCACCGAACGACAACAACAUCUUCUCACUUAGUCGUAAUAGCGAACAGCUGUUCACAGACCACCCGCUGAAGAGUGAAUUGAUUCCGACGUUAAUUCACGUGUUCGUCAGCAUUGAGAUAUCGGAUGGACUGACGGGUGAGACCGUGAACGUGGCGUUUGAGCAGAAGUUUGGGUACCGGAAGCCUAUGUAUACUGUCUUGAAAUACCUGUGGAGUAAAGCGGAGCACAGGAAGCGUAUGAAAGAGAUGGCAGACUUCGCCCAAAACAAUAUGGAAGCCAUUUCUCCGCCGCUUUUCUUGCGAUUCAUUAAUUUACUUAUGAAUGACGCCAUCUUUCUAUUGGAUGAGGCGCUCACUUACAUGAGUAAACUGAAGGAACUCCAGAUCCAGAGGGACGGCGGAGAGUGGGCUAAACUGCCGGCACAACAACGCGAGCAAAAUGAGCAGAACUUUCAACACACGUCCCGUUUGGCGACCUUUCAUAACAUCAUGGGUUGCAAUACCAUCCAUACGUUGAGUUGGAUUACGGAAGAGAUUAAGAGUAUAUUCUGCGACAAAACACUUGUCGAGCGAAUGGCCUCAAUGUUGAACUACUUUCUGCUGCAUUUGGUUGGCCCACAAAACCGGGCCCUAAAGGUCAAGGAUUUGAAGCAAUUCGAGUUCAAGCCUAAGGACUUGGUUCACGACAUCUGCCGCAUGUAUGUCAACCUCGCCAACGAAGACAACGAUAAGCGCCGGAAGUUCUGUUUGGCUGUAGGUAUGGACGACAGGUCCUAUUCGGCCGAUCUGUUCACCCUGGCGUCCGAUGUGCUCAUUAAGUCCGGGUUCAUAGGCCUGUCCAAUGAGACCCAAGAAGUAGCCAAACUGGUGGACAAAGUGCUGCAAUUCAAUAAGCGUCGAGAGAUCGAUAUGGAGGAAGUGCCCGAUGAGUUCACCGACCCGUUGAUGAGUUGCCUGAUGACUGAUCCGGUCAUUCUGCCCAACUCUGGCAUCAGAAUCGAUCGCUCCACCAUUGCUCGCCAUUUGCUCAGUGACCAAACGGAUCCGUUCACUCGGGCGCCGCUGACCAUGGAUUUGGUCGUUCCCGACACUGAACUCAAGCAACGGAUUAAGGCUUUCAUCGAUGAGAAGCUCAAAGCCAAGGAACAAACCAACAAA